AAACAAACAUAGUGUAGUAUUUUCUUCUACCAUUUGAACAACGGUGCAGUGCAGCGGGUUUCUCUCUCUCUUCUCUCUGUAUUCCAUUCUCUCUCAUCGCCUUCUAAUGGUCUCGCACUGUCCCACAAAAUCACCCGCCGGCGCUAGCAAUGACAAUCUUGAACUUGAAGAAGUUAUUUCUAAGGGAUCACUAGACUUUGAUGAAUGGGUUUCACUGAUUUCAGAUAUUGAGAAAAUAUAUCCUGAUAAUGUGGAGAAAAUAUGUCUAGUUUACAACCAUUUCUUGUCCGAAUUCCCUUUGUGUCACGGGUAUUGGAGGAAGUAUGCUGCACACGUGACACGGUUAUGCACCUUGGAAAAGGUUGUUGAAGUGUUUGAACGAGCCGUGUCAGCUGCAACAUAUUCGGUUGGCAUGUGGGUUGAUUAUUGUAGCUUUGGUAUGUCUGCUUUUGAGGAUGCAUCUGAUAUUCGGAGAUUGUUCAAGAGAGCCAUUUCCUUUGUUGGGAAGGACUACUUAUGUCAUACCUUGUGGGACAAGUAUAUUCAUUUUGAGUUUUCCCAGCAGCAGUGGAUUUCACUUGCUCACAUUUAUAUCCAGACUCUUAAGUUUCCAACAAAAAAGUUACACCCGUAUUAUGAUAGUUUUAGAAAGUUGCUAACCUCUUUGGAAGAGGGCAUGACAAGCCUGGACAAUUCUCCAAAGGAAUCACAAUCUGAACCAUUUGAUGGUGAAAUUCCCAUGACUACAUGUUGCAAUGAUGACAAGACUUAUUGUAUUAUCAAAGAUAUGGUGGAUUCGUCCGCUGGAUUGACCAGUUCAAUAGCACUAAAAAAGUACAGGAUCAUUGGAGAACAGCUUUAUCAUAAUGCUUGUGAGUUGUAUUCGAAGAUUAGUCCUUUUGAGGCAAAUAUUCAGAGAUAUUACUUUGAUGUCCGGCCACUUGAUUCAAAUCAAUUGCAGAAUUGGCAUGAUUAUCUGGAUUUUAUUGAACUUCAAGGGGAUUUUGACUGGGCUGUGAAACUUUAUGAGAGAUGCUUGAUUGUGUGCGCCAAUUAUCCGGAUUACUGGACGCGUUAUGCGGAUUUCAUGGAAGCCAAGGGAGGAAGAGAAAUAGCAAAUUAUUCUCUAGACCGAGCAACCAAAGUUUAUUUGAAGAGUGUGCCAGCAAUGCAUUUAUUUAAUGCUAGGUUUAAGGAACAAAUAGGAGAUGUUUUAGCAGCUCGUGCUGCAUAUAUCCGUCGUUGUAAUGAGACAGAUUCAGACUUUGUGGAGAAUGUUAUAUCAAAAGCUAAUAUGGAAAAACGUUUGGGAAAUACGGAUUUAGCUUUCAGUAUAUACCAAGAAGCAAUUGAAAUAGCUGCAGCAGAGGAAAAGCUACACGCCCUACCCAUUUUAUAUAUUCAUUUCUCUCGGCUAAAAUAUAUGAGUACAAACGAUGUGGAUGCUGCCAGAGUUGUCUUAAUUGAUGGUAUCAAAACUUUGCCUCAAAACAAAUUGCUUCUGGAGGAAUUGAUAAAGUUCUCUAUGAUGCAUGGAGGGCAAAAACACAUUGAUGUAAUGGAUUCAAUGAUUGCUGGUGCAUUAUCUCCAAGGUCUGAUGGAUCUGAAGGUCUGAGUUCAGAAGAUGCAGAGGAUAUAUCAAACUUAUACCUAGAGUUUGUUGACUAUUGUGGAACCAUACAUGAUGUGAGGAGGGCAUUGAAUCGACAUAUAAGAUUAUUUCCAGGCUCUGCGCGGAUAGAUUUACAUCAGCAAUCAACUAAAAGUAGAAGAGCACUGAAUUUGAUCAAGGACAAGAGAGAAGAGGUUUCUGUCGCCAUGCCUAAUCAAGCACCUAGAGAUCCUAGUUCUAACUUGGAAAAUCAUAUUGUUCGGUCUAAUGAUACAGAUACGGCCUGUCUUCAAAUUGUGGAAUCUGAUGACAAAGCAGAAGAUAAUGCAAGGGAAUUACAUCUCUCAGUUUCAGAUGAGCCAAGAGACAGUGACCCUGAAAGGAAUUUGUCGCCGUCAGAUUUAGUUGGAGUUAAAGAGGAAUCUACCAAAGUUAAUAAUUUUAAAAAAGAUUGUUCUGAAUCUGGCAUUUCAUCAGAAAAUUUGUUACAUCAAACUGCCAGUGCAAAUCAACCAUCACAAACUGUGCAAGCAUCCUCAAAUGAGAACUCUGUUUUUCCUCAGGGGAAGUGUGAGCUUGAGACUGAAGAAUUGAAGCCACUUUCUGAGACAAGUGCGCCACUGAACAUCCGGGAAAGCACGUGCCCUGAUUCGGGACUAGUGGCAUCUCAGGUGGAGUGUGAGACAAUUCAGGAAAGCUGCAAGUCAAAUAGUAGAGAAGUAGUGGGUGGUUAUACCACAAAUCGGUACAACUCUUCAAGAAGCGCUCAAGAUUCCGAUUAUGCUCAAGUUCACGUUGAGAGAAACAGGCCGUAUUCAUCAUCUCAGGUGGAGUGUGAGACAAUUCAAGAAAGCUGCAAGUCAAAUAGUAGAGAAGUAGUGGGUGGUUAUACCACAAAUCGGUACAACUCUUCAAGAAGCGCUCAAGAUUCUGAUUAUGCUCAAGUUCACGUUGAGAGAAACAGGGCGUAUUCAUCAUCUCAUCGAGACCAUAGAAUGAAACGACCACUACCACCCCGGUAUUCUAGAAAUAGUGGUGGAAAAUGGGGUCCAAUGAAAAAUGAUGGUAAAUAUCGUGGAGGGCCCAAAUAUGGCAAUCGCGGGGGUCCCAAAUAUGGUGAUCGUGGGAAUACACAUAGAAGAGAGCACCAGCACCAACAUUUAUCUCCAAAACAAAUUCAUCCAGCUGAUGGGGGAGCACAAUUUCCCAUAACUCCUGGGUGUUCUCAAUCUGCAUUGCAAGUACAGCAAUGCGAUCAACGUCAAGACCAAUUUCAAGUCACUACUUCGACUGCUGAUUUUGUGGCACCUCAAAGUUGGCCUAUACAAAACAUUCAGAUACAAAACUCUUUGUCUCAGUCCCAAUUACCAGCUAGUACCACACCAAACGUAUUACAAUAUGCAAAUGCAAUGCAAGGCAAUGAGCAAUAUGGAUAUAUGCAGAAUGGCCAAGACUAUAAUCAGAUGUGGCAAAACUAUUACUACCAGCAGCAGUUGCAACUACAACAGCUUUAUAUUCAAUUGCAACAACAACCAUUUCAACCGGAAUCGUCACAACAACAAAGUCAGCCAGAACCUCUUCAACCACAACAGUUGCAACCAUUGCAAUUACAACAGCAGGAUCUGCAGCAGCAGCAGCAAUACUUUCAACAGCAGCAACCACAGCAGCAAGAGCAUUCUGUGUACCUUCAUCCGGCACAGCCGUCGACACAGAGCAACAAUAAUCCCCUAGAAGACCAAGCACAUGCAAUAGUGAUAUCGCAGCAGCAGCAGUUGCAACUACAACAGCAUUAUAUUCAAUUGCAGCAACAAUCAUUCCAACCGGAGUUGUCACAACAAGUUCCACAACAUAGUCAGCCAGAACUUCUUCAACCACAACAGCUGCAACAAUUGCAAUUACAACAGGUUCUGCCGCAGCAGCAAGAGCAUCCUGUUUACCUUCAGCAGGUACAGCCGCCAACACAGAGCAGAAGCAAUUCUGUAGAAGACCAAGCACAGGCAAUAGUGACACCGCAGGGCCAAGAAGCAAUAUCAUCACAACAAUCAGGCGACCCUGGGUUGAUUUCUUCUCCUGCUCUGCACCAUCCCCAAGAGAAACCUACCCAAGAAGAGUGACACGUUUCCUUUUAGAUUUGAUAGGUUUAGUUGUAAAAUCCAGAAAUUACUACAUUCUAAACAAAUUUUUAGCAGUUUCCAACUAAAAGAAAAAAAUGUUCACAGUAAUUUGCUUUAAUAGUGCAAGAGUGUGUCAAAAUUGUUUGGUCAUCCUAGUGAGUUGCUAAGUUUUGAUGAUAGUGUAAUAGUGUAUAUUCCAACACGGUUAUGUCUCUUAUGGAUUUGAUAUCGCAACACACUC
Molecule: messenger RNA, 3968 nt
Organism: Trifolium pratense (red clover)
Lineage: Eukaryota; Viridiplantae; Streptophyta; Magnoliopsida; Fabales; Fabaceae
Exons: 15
Coding region: 107-3727 (1206 amino acids)
Biological process (GO): mRNA 5'-splice site recognition; RNA processing
Cellular component (GO): commitment complex; U2-type prespliceosome; U1 snRNP
Molecular function (GO): protein binding
Source: RefSeq, a predicted model, not a curated record